AUGAGUGCGCAACGGAAGCAAGACGUCGACGCACUACUGGCUGAUUUGUCGUUCGAAUCUAAUCCGGGAACCACGGGACAAGGUGCGCCUCGUCCUAGCCACCGCCCAGCGACAAAAGGCGGCGAAGAUGUGCAGAGUUUGCUCGAUGAUCUUGAGGGACUCGUGCAGCGUCGCCGGUCGCACGGCGAGCCGCGUGAGCCGCAGGGCCUGUCGAACUCGCAGGUACUGAGCCCCAAGCCGCUCUCCACGCCGAGUCCUGGCCCGAGCCUCAAGGCCGAGGCGCCGGCGCAAGCCGAAACGCGGCCACCGCCGCCUGCACCAGCACAAGAGGCGCCCAAGCCAAAAGAGGCGAGUGCGCCUGAACUGAAGCCUGCCGAACCUGCUGCCGAAAACGCGAGCUCGUGGGGCCAGUGGGGCGGCAGCCUCUUUUCGAAUGCGACACGCUUUGCCGACCAGGCGCGCCACGAGCUGGAGCGACGCGCAGCGGCGGUUGUGCAAAAAGCACCGAAUGAGGUCACUGCGCCCGCCGCUGCGCUCGAGCAGCCCAUCCACGAUAUUAGCAACCGCUUUGCGCAAGGCUUCCGGGGUCUCGUGCGCGACGCGGGCCUCGAGUCGCUGGGCCAGAACCUGACGGCGGCCGGCCGCCGGGGAUGGAACGAUAUUGUGAGCGCGGUUGCGCCUCCCAUGGAAGCGCACGAGUCGGUGGAUGUGACGCUCAGCCACGACAUGACUGGCUACGAUGGCAUCGAGACGCUUGCGUUUAAGGUGCUCUCCCGCAUGUUGCAGCAGGCUGAUAUUACCAAAGUCGACGUGCACAUGGCGGCGGCAAGUGGCGAUGCGUCGAACGAGCUGCCCGCCCAUGCUUUGCACAUUGCGGCGAGCCGCGAGGCAGGCAUUGCCGAGGCCAAGGCGGCAAUUGUGCCGCUUGCGCAGGCCGUGCCCGCCCCCAAAGAGAAGCAGGAGAAUGAGAUGAUGGUGCCCGACUCGACGUGCCCCAUCGUGCUGCGUCUGCAGCCCUUCUACGAAGCGAUUAUUCCGGGUAGCGAUGCGGACCUCUUUGGUGCGUCCGAGCCGCCGGCUUCCUUCCAAAAAGACAAGCGCAGCGUGUCCUUUUUGGUGUGGUGGGUCGACCCGACGUACCGCCUGAGCCACGCGACGUGCUCGCAGGCAAUCCCUGCCUGGUGGCUCUCGGUCCCGCUCGAGAACAACGCGUGGGUGGAACAGGCAAUGUGCGACGUGAUUGAAGGCGCACUCGCUGUGGUGGCCCAGGAUUAUGUGCAGAGCCGCCUCACGGCCUUUACACAGGCCAUUACGGCAGCGAAGCAGAGUUAG
Molecule: messenger RNA, 1332 nt
Organism: Malassezia japonica
Lineage: Eukaryota; Fungi; Basidiomycota; Malasseziomycetes; Malasseziales; Malasseziaceae
Exons: 5
Coding region: 1-1332 (443 amino acids)
Source: RefSeq, a predicted model, not a curated record